Diuraphis noxia (Russian wheat aphid) is the source of this 2454-nucleotide messenger RNA. It is a transcript of the gene Cpsf5, whose product is annotated as cleavage and polyadenylation specificity factor subunit 5. The record is from RefSeq and is a predicted model, not a curated record. Gene Ontology annotation, biological process: mRNA 3'-end processing. Lineage: Eukaryota; Metazoa; Arthropoda; Insecta; Hemiptera; Aphididae. Gene Ontology annotation, molecular function: mRNA binding. Gene Ontology annotation, cellular component: mRNA cleavage factor complex.
CGGCUUAACCGUCGCUAUAGUCAUGCCCGUCAAACAAAAACAAACGCGGUCCGCCAUUUUGUAGGCAUCAUGCCUUCAUAGUUCAUCAUAUAUCGUAUAAAAAGCAGGCGGCGUUUCGUUAUACGUCUUAUUUCCCGUCGUCCGUAGUCCUUUCUCAGUUGUCAGCAGUAAUUUUCAAAUUAUUAUUAUUAUAUAGCGUCAUAUACUCGUGUGUUACACAACGUUAAACUGGUCCCCAUCGAAGAAGUACGUCGGCUCGAUCAAUCGUGUAGCUGUCUGUUAACGACAUAUUCAUUCGGAUUAUGUGUUGUUGACGUCAAGACGUGUGACACUGUUGUACAUUUUUAAAUAUUAUUUCAUCACAGUUGUUUAUCAAAAACCGUCAAGCUGUCGACUAACGCAGUAUCGGAAAUGGCGUUGAGCACAACGGCCAGCCAACCGGUACAAAACAAUGUCCAAUCGUCUCCGGGAUCCGGGUGGCCUAGGCGCACCGCACCAGUCAAAUCAUCUACGUGCCCAUCGCUCAACAGACAUAUAAAUUUGUAUCCUCUAUCAAAUUAUAAAUUUGGUACAAAAGAACCUUUAUUUGAAAAAGAUCCAUCUGUACCAGCUAGAUUCCAACGAAUGCGUGAUGAAUUUGAAAAAAUUGGUAUGCGCCGAAGUGUUGAAGGCGUUUUAAUAGUUCAUAAACAUGGGUUGCCGCACGUAUUAUUAUUGCAGUUGGGCACAACAUUUUUUAAAUUGCCUGGUGGAGAACUAAAUCCAGCAGAAGAUGAGGUGGAAGGACUUAAACGAUUACUAACUGAAACUUUAGGCAGACAAGAUGGUGUUCAGCCAGAAUGGACUGUUGAAGAUACCAUUGGCAAUUGGUGGCGACCCAACUUUGAACCUCCAACUUAUCCAUAUAUACCACCUCACAUAACUAAACCCAAAGAACAUAAAAGACUUUUCUUAGUUCAGCUACCUGAUAAAGCAUUGUUUGCUGUGCCGAAAAAUUACAAAUUGGUGGCAGCCCCUUUGUUUGAGUUGUUUGAUAACGCUCAAGGAUAUGGAUCUAUUAUUUCCUCAUUGCCUCAAGCACUUGGAAGAUUCAACUUCAUUUAUAUGUAAUUUAGAACUUAGCUGUAGGAUAUUUUAAACAUUUGCUGCCCAUCAAUCGUUGAACAGAUUUUUCUACGAUUUAAUGUAAUUGUAAAGUAGAUUUAUUAUCAGUAAAUUGUAUGAAUUGAGAAAUUGUCUGACCAUUUGAAACUAUUACAUACUAUCGUCACCAUUUUAUGAAAUAUUAUAUUUACAUAUAUACACCUAAUGUUUUAAAUUAUUGUUGUGGGUUUUAAGUGAUUUAUAGCCAUUGAUUUUUGUAAAUUGCCCAAUUACCMAUCAAUCACAGUUUGAUACUGUAUUAGAAUUUUAAAUAUCUAUCUUAAUUUUAUUUUCAUUAUUGUUGGUUGAAUAAAUACAUCAAACCAAAUUCUCUUUACUGUAUUAUAAUGAUUUGUGUUAUGGAUUAACUGGUUAUUUUUGUUCUAUAAUCAAAUUAGUAAUACACAACAAAAUUACUGUGUCUGUAUUUAGUAGAUGAACCUUUUUUUUUUAUUAAUACAACAUAAUUCAUAUAAUAUUCUUUGAUCUUAUAGAUUUUAAUUUUGUGAUUGAAUGUCUUACGAAAAAUGUAUUUAUUAUUUUCAACAUUGUAUUUUUACUUCCUAUCAUAACUGUACUAGUUAGACUCAUUGCCCUAUCUGAAAAUGCCUAGCUCGAUCUAAACUUUAUAAUCUGGUCAUGUUUUAUAUUUAAAAAAUUUAAGUUGUCCAUCCACGGUACCUAAAAAUAUGUAAUUAACAAUAAUAUACUACUAUAUUUUAUAUAAUAAUUUUGCCUAUAACCUACUUUUAUUUAUAAUUAAUGAUAUCAUCUAGGAUAAUAGUCCUUCGUAUUUUAUAGGAUAUUAAUAUAUAUUUGAUUGAUAUAUUAUGUGUUUUUUACCUAUCAUGCUAACCCUUUUUUUCUUUGAAUAUGGUUUAGACUUCUACACUUAUACUUUUUGUACUAUUGAUAUUCAAUUAGAAUGGGUUUGGAAGGUGUGGUAGCUGUAGGUAUAAAUAUGKUUGUUUAAAAAUUGUUGUAAUUUAUAAUAAUCUAUCAUCAGGCAAGAUUAAUAAUUUGUAAAAUGGUCCAGACUCAAGUAAUAACUGAUAGCACAUCAUAUUUCUGUAUAUUUAUUAUUUACAUAUUCCAGAAAUCUGAAUUUGAAUAAAUGUAUUAUUAAAGGAAAAAAGGGGAUGAGCAUGCUCGGAUAAAUUAUUCUGUAUAAGUUAUUUUCAAAAUUAACUUUCACUGUAAUUGUCUUAUUAUAUUUAUUUUUCCAGUAGUGCGAUAAGUGUGUAUUGACAUAUUGUUGAUUUGCUGUAUUGCCUGUAAUCUGUAUUAUUUUUUUUAUACGUCUGUACCUAA